UUCCGACACACCUCCACAUCAGCACACGUCUACCCAAGCUGAAAGUAAACAUACGUUGUUCCGGGAUCGCUGCGACAACCCAAGUUCGAACCAGACACACCGCUGUCCACCUCACCGCUAGCCUGAUUGUCCUACUGUUUGAUAGUAGAUCUACACACAAAAAUCAGCAUAAUGCCUUCCUUUCCACAAUACCUGUCUGCUACUCAGGAAGAUGAGUUGAGGAAGAUUGCCAAUGCCAUAGUAGCUCCUGGAAAAGGAAUCCUAGCCGCUGACGAGUCUACAGGGACCAUUGGAAAGCGAUUUGCAACAAUAAAUGUUGAAAACAAUGAAGACAACAGACGGCGUUACCGUGAGUUGUUGUUUACCGCUGACAAGUCCCUGGCCAACAAUAUUGGUGGAGUGAUCCUAUUCCACGAAACGUUUUACCAGACAACAAGCAAGGGCGUCUCCAUGGUGAAAACUCUCCAAGACAUGGGCAUUAUUCCAGGGAUAAAGGUGGACAAGGGUAUGGUCCCUCUGGCUGGAACAGAUGGAGAAUCUACUAUACAGGGUCUGGAUGGCCUGAGUGAGAGGUGUGCCCAGUACAAGAAAGAUGGCGCCCAGUUUGCCAAAUGGAGAUGUGUCCUAAAGAUCAGCAGCCACACUCCCUCGUACCAGGCCAUGUUAGAAAACGGAAAUGUUCUCGCCCGCUAUGCCAGCAUCUGUCAACAGAAUGGACUUGUGCCGAUCGUUGAACCAGAGGUGCUAUGUGAUGGAGAUCAUGACCUUGAAACUGCACAAAAGGUCACAGAACAGGUUCUCGCAUUUACCUACAAAGCUCUGUCUGACCACCACGUCUUCCUGGAAGGGACACUUCUGAAACCUAACAUGGUGACCGCCGGUCAGUCUUGCACAAAGAAGUACACAACUGAGGAAAAUGGCCGCGCGACUGUACAAGCUCUCAGUCGUACUGUACCAGCUGCUGUACCAGGUAUUACAUUUUUGUCUGGUGGUCAGUCUGAAGUAUGUGCCACAGAAAACCUGAAUGCCAUCAAUCGAUUUCCGGGCCGCAAGCCAUGGGCUCUCACCUUCUCUUUUGGUCGUGCCCUCCAGGCAAGUGUUCUUAAGGCUUGGCAGGGACAGGAAAGCAAUGUGGCCAGUGCACAGAAAACACUUCUUAACAGAGCAAAGCUGAAUGGAUUGGCAGCCUUGGGUCAAUACAAUGGUGAAGAUGGAAGUUUAGCGGCCAGCGAAUCCCUGUUUGUGCCCAAACACACCUACUAGUUAUCUCCCCUGGAUGUCUCCUUGUCAACAUGGAGGAGUUAUUUGAUGGACAUCAAUAUCAAUCUUAUCUUCAGAAACUUACAUCAGGUCUUAAUAAUGAUAGAAAUAGCUUCAGAUUCCUGUAAAUAUUACAACGCAAUGCUACUUUUGUGUGGUAGUGAAAAAGACAGAAAUGUUGUAUAUUGUAGGGUAGUAGAAUGUCACAUAGGAAACUUACCCCGACUAAGUACAUUGUAUUCAUUCAUCACAUUAUGUUAAACAAAUUACAAGUGUAAUAGAAACAUGGAACCAAACAAAUUACAAGUGUAAUAGAAACAUGGGACCAUAGGAUUAUGUUUGUGAUAAAGAUUCUCCAUAUAACUGAACAUCAUUUUGAUUUGCAUGGUGUCUAGAUUAAAUAUCCUUCAAUUCAUAAGUAAAACUAUCUCCAUAUUUUAAUAUUGCGCAAAAAGAUGUUCAUUAUGUCAUGAAUUUUAGCAAUAUCAAUAGUGUCCUGUCUGAUGCCGACUUUGUAAAUAAACCAAUGGGAGGGAUUCAAUUUUAGCUUAGAUGAAACAUGACUACAGAAUUUCUGUUCACCAAAAUUGACAAUUUACUGGGCUGUAACAAUAUUACAAUGUUGUAAUGUAUGCUCAGAAAUAUUCUAACGGUAAAAUCUAUAUUUGGUCUUAUUUCAUGCUUCACAGCAGAAAUACUGACAAGUUAAGUACUGAUAGUUUUCGGUAUCAGAAUGUUCAUCAAAUUAAAAAAAAAAGGAAAUACUAUUUUAAUUGUCUAUUUGAUUAUGAAGACAAAAAUGUCAUUACUUUAUGAAGUCACUUUUUAUUGCCUGUUAGCUUGGUGAGUUUUGUUCUAUCAAUGAGAUGUUGUACACUUACCAGGCCCUAGUGUCAAUGAAGUUAUGAUCAUUGCUGUAUUAAGUGUUGUCUUAAUAUGAACAUGCCAUAUUUUGAGAUAUAUUUUUGUGAUAACUUUUAUCUUUACAUAUAACCACACAUACAUAUGUCAUUUUGAUAAAUUUAUUAUUUUCCUUCUUAUGGAUAAUGGAGAAUAAUUGAAAAUUAAAGAUAAAAUUUUAACAUGAAAUAAUCAUUGAUAUUUGAAAUGUGUUGAGAUGAAUCAGUGGGAUGUGAUGGACGUUUUGAGAGGAGGUCUGCACCGCCCUCUCCGUGUCAGUGAUGGAGUGUAUAUAUAUUGGGACAGAUAUAGAUAUGUAACCAGAAAGGCAGUAGACAGGUAGUUUUACAUGGAUAUAUGUAUUUUCUGUUCUGUAAAUCUGAAAUGCUGUGCAUAAAAUAUGAAAUAUAAUUUUAGAAUACAGAUUUUAAAAAAGUAUUUGUACAUACACAUUUUUAAAUAUAUCCUUAUUUUAGUCCCAUUCUGAAUGAAUUACAUUGAUGGGAUCUCUUCCCAUUCUGAGACAGUCAGACUCUAUUUUAUAUCUUCCCUUUCUGUUUUGAAAAAUAUACAGGGUUACUUCCCUUUAUUUUGAAUACUAUACAGAAUUACUACCCUUUAUUUUGAAUAAUAUACAGAAUUACUUCCCUUUGUUUUAAUACUAUACAGACUUACUUCCCUUUGUUUUAAAACUAUACAGAAUUACUUCCCUUUCUUUUAAACUUUUCCGCAUACUCCCCUUUAUUUAAAUAAUACCCGGAUUACUUUCUUUAGAUAUAAAAUAUACAUUUCCUUCCCUUUAUUUUAAAACUAUACAGAAUAACCUCCUAUUGUUUUGAAAUUAUUGAGGUCUACUUCUCUUUGUUUUAAACUAACAGGGUUAUGGUAGUACCCCUUUCUAGGAUACCAUUCACGAUAACUCCAAAUGGAUACAUUUAACUAUAAUAUAUCGGAAAAUAUUCUAACCAAACUUUUCAAUUUUGUGAGAAAACAUCUCCUUGUCAAUUUUAAACUGAAGGCUCAUAUUUUACUUUCAAUACUGCACAGAAACCAGGCUUAAAACUAAAUAAUUUUGGGAACAUCAUUGAAAACGACACAAAAGCUGUUAAGAACAAACAAACUGGGGACCAAUAUUUCUAUUCUGUGAAUAAAUAGGUUUUCUGGUUAUGUGGGUUCACUUUGUUAUUGUAGGUUCCAGAUACAAAAUUAUAUUUUACACUUUGAGACCUAUUUAUCUUGUUUAUACAGGUUAUCAUUGGAUUAUACAGUGAUUGUUGUAACCAGGCUGUUCUAUAUCCCGACCUUUGUACAUCAUUUAUGUAGUGUUUGAUGACAUUGGCUGUAGUAAAUGCUACUUAGACCGAACCUUUAACAUGUGUGUCUAAAUAUGUAAUUCUGUUUCAUAUGACAACAAUGUGACACUGAUAUGGUAAUGAUGUGACAAUGUAGUGACAACAAUGUGACAAUAGUGUGACAAUGGUGUGACAACAA
Messenger RNA from Mizuhopecten yessoensis (Yesso scallop), 3651 nucleotides. RefSeq names its product fructose-bisphosphate aldolase-like. Gene Ontology annotation, biological process: glycolytic process; fructose 1,6-bisphosphate metabolic process. The coding region runs from base 172 to 1263 and encodes 363 amino acids. The transcript is spliced from 8 exons. Gene Ontology annotation, molecular function: fructose-bisphosphate aldolase activity. NCBI's taxonomy places the organism in Eukaryota, Metazoa, Mollusca, Bivalvia, Pectinida, Pectinidae. The record is from RefSeq and is a predicted model, not a curated record. Gene Ontology annotation, cellular component: cytosol.